Ilyonectria robusta is the source of this 904-nucleotide messenger RNA. RefSeq lists its product as uncharacterized. The coding region runs from base 67 to 597 and encodes 176 amino acids. Lineage: Eukaryota; Fungi; Ascomycota; Sordariomycetes; Hypocreales; Nectriaceae. Gene Ontology annotation, biological process: regulation of transcription by RNA polymerase II. The record is from RefSeq and is a predicted model, not a curated record. Gene Ontology annotation, molecular function: DNA-binding transcription factor activity, RNA polymerase II-specific; RNA polymerase II cis-regulatory region sequence-specific DNA binding. The transcript has a single exon.
AUUUAUCCACCUGACAACAAUCGAGUGCUAAGCGCAUGUGACCUUCCGAACGAGUUAUAUGACUCAAUGUUUUUGCCAGAGAUUGAGAGUGACUUCGGCGGUCUUCCCUCCAUCGUUGAAAACCACAGAAACUCUGGCUGGCAGUACAACGAUUCCGCGGCACCUCAUUUUGUCCAAUCCCCAGCGGUUCCUUCGCUGGAGACCGUCUCUAGUACGAAAACGACGUGCUCUCAAUCAGAGACUCGCACGCUACCCCGCGAUUCGACAGUGAAAUCUGAAUACAUUCGACCAAAGCGACAACGGCAGGCCAAUAACACAGGUGUAUCGCGGAAGAAUACGAAGAAUAAGGAGCGAAACCGAAUGUCUGCGUUAAAGUGUCGCCAGAGGAAGAAAAAGCAAGUUCGAGAACUACAAGAAAACCUGGAAGUGCUUGGCUCUCGCCACUCAAUCUUACAAAUUGAGUUCAGGGAGCUAAGGGGAGAGGUGAGUAAAGUAAAGAACCUUCUGAUAGCCCACUCGGGGUGCAACAACGCUGAAAUCGACAAUUGGAUCAAGUAUGAAGCGACGGAAUUUGUGAAAAUUGAACUCACGUCAUAGCUGGGAAUAUGCUGUAAGAUGUCUUUCAUCGCGGGGAAAUGUCAAAGCACAGAAUAAUAUACCGGGCUGGAGUGGUUUAGUAGAUGAUGGACGAAAGGCGGAUAUGGGACGAAGAGGCUCUGAAACAAAACAAACAAGCGUUUCCAGAUUUAGCACAAAAGCCAAUAUAGGACUACGCAUUAGCGCAGCGCACAUUCCCUUUUCAGUGGCUGGCAAUGCGACAAGCGAGAAUGGAUAUCAUCUAAUUCCGCAAAUUUAGCACGGUGAGUGGUAAUGGUAGGGUCGAAAAACUCUAGUGCGUAUUGAC